UUAUGUCGAUUCAGUCAAUUUUUGUGCAUAUGUGAACGCGGGUUGAAGAAUAUAGUUCCAGUUGUAGCAUGUACUUGCUGGAGGCGUGUGUCUUCGAUAUCCAGAAACCAUAAACAGCAGAAACAGAAUACCUUCCAACUAUGGCCAACCGAGAAACUUGUGUGUCAUUGACACUUCUGAUCUUUCCUUGGAUAGGACUACUAUCCUCCUGUACAGCAAGCUUUGCUCCAAACCCUGAAGCUCUAGCCCUCCUCAAGUGGAAAGCCAGUCUUGUGAACCAAUUAAUUCUCCAGUCAUGGCUACUUUCUUCAGAAAUUGCCAAUUCCAGUGCCGUAGCUCACUGCAAAUGGCGCGGAAUAGCAUGUGAUGAUGCAGGAAGUGUUACGGAGAUAAACCUUGCAUACACUGGCUUGACAGGUACUCUUGAUAACUUGGAUUUCUCUUCCUUUCCGAACCUUCUUCGACUUGAUCUUAAAGUAAACCAACUUACGGGCACCAUUCCGUCCAACAUAGGCAUCCUUUCCAAACUCCAAUUCCUUGACCUUUCCACUAACAAUCUUCAUAGCACUUUGCCUCUUUCACUUGCCAAUCUCACUCAGGUCUAUGAGCUUGACUUUUCUCGAAACAAUAUAACUGGUGUACUAGACCCGCGCUUGUUCCCUGAUUCGGCAGGCAAAACUGGCCUUGUUGGUCUCAGAAAGUUUCUCCUGCAAACUACAGAGCUUGGUGGCAGAAUUCCUGAAGAAAUAGGAAAUCUGAAGAAUCUGUCUCUUCUAGCUCUAGAUGAGAAUUAUUUUCAUGGUCCUAUCCCUCCUUCUAUCGGAAAUUUGAGUGAGCUAACCGUUCUACGCCUUUCCAGCAAUCGAUUAUCAGGGAAUAUCCCACCAGGUAUAGGAACUUUGAACAAGUUAACUGAUUUGCGCUUAUUCACAAACCAAUUAUCCGGUAUGGUACCUCCAGAAUUGGGCAAUCUUUCUGCAUUAACUGUUCUACAUCUUUCUGAAAAUAGCUUCACUGGCCAUUUACCACAACAAGUUUGCAAAGGUGGAAAGCUAGUCAAUUUCACAGCUGCCUUCAACAAUUUCUCCGGUCCAAUUCCAGUAAGCCUAAAUAACUGUCGUACCUUGUACAGAGUUAGGCUUGAAAAUAACCAACUGACAGGAAUUCUACACCAAGAUUUCGGAGUGUAUCCAAACCUCACUUAUAUUGAUCUGAGUUUCAACAAAUUGAGAGGGGAGCUACCCGCGAAAUGGGGAGAAUGCCGGAACCUGACACUUCUCAGAAUUGCUGGAAAUAUGAUAGGUGGAAAAAUUGCUGUCCAGAUUAGUCAGCUGAACCAGCUAGUAGUGCUUGACCUAUCUUCCAAUCAAAUAUCGGGAGAGAUGCCCGCACAACUUGGGAAAUUAUCCAAAUUGUUGUUUUUAAGCCUCAAAGGUAACAGGUUGUCGGGUCAGGUGCCGGUAGAAAUUGGAGAACUAUCCGACUUGCAGUCUUUGGACCUCUCUAUGAAUAUGCUAAGUGGGCCAAUCCCAUAUCAAAUAGGGGACUGCUCUAGACUUCAGCUGUUAAGCUUAGGGAAGAAUAAGUUGAAUGGGACGAUCCCAUAUCAAAUUGGCAAUCUUGUAGCAUUACAAAAUUUACUAGAUUUGAGCUAUAAUUUUCUCACCGGAGACAUACCUUCUCAGCUUGGAAAGCUUACAAGUUUAGAACAACUGAACCUAUCACACAACAACCUUAGCGGUUCAGUUCCUGCUUCUCUUAGCAACAUGUUGAGCUUGCUUGCUAUCAAUCUCUCAUACAACAGCUUACAGGGUCCACUUCCUGAUAGCAACAUCUUCCAUACGGCCCAGCCAAGUGCUUACAGCAACAACAAAGACUUAUGUAGUGCCUUUGUUCAAGUUUUGAGACCCUGCAAUGUCACAACUGGUAGAUAUAAUGGUGGAAAUAAGGAAAACAAAGUUGUCAUUGCCGUUGCUCCAAUAGCCGGUGGGCUGUUCCUGUCACUUGCAUUUGUUGGUAUUCUUGCAUUUCUUCGACAACGGAGUUUAAGAGUUAUGGCAGGUGAUAGAAGCAAAUCAAAGAGAGAAGAAGAUUCGCUCGCAAUGUGCUAUUUUAAUGGGAGAAUUGUUUAUGAAGAUAUCAUAAAAGCCACAAGGAACUUCAGUGAUAGUUAUUGCAUCGGAGAGGGAGGAAGCGGAAAGGUCUACAAAGUAGAAAUGCCGGAUUCUCCAGUAUUAGCAGUGAAGAAGCUAAAACAUCUGAGCAGAGAGGAAGAAUUUGAGAGGAUAAAUAGUUUCAGCAAUGAGGUGGCAGCUUUAGCAGAAUUACGCCAUCGCAACAUUGUGAAACUCCAUGGAUUCUGUUCUCGAGGAAGACACACAAUUUUGGUUUAUGAGUACAUCCAAAAGGGAAGCUUGGGAAAUAUGCUGAGCAGCGAAAAAGGAGCCCAGGAGUUGGAUUGGGAAAAGAGGAUCAAAGUUGUCAAAGGAGUAGCUCAUGCUUUAUCUUACAUGCAUCAUGACUGUAUUCCACCUAUAGUUCAUCGAGACAUAUCAUGCAACAAUGUUCUGUUAAACUCUGAACUUGAGGCUCAUGUUUCGGAUUUUGGCACUGCCAAGUUUUUGAAGCCUGAUUCAUCUAACCGGACAACAAUUGCAGGCACAUGCGGUUAUGUUGCUCCAGAGCUGGCUUACACAGCAGCAGUGACUGAGAAAUGCGAUGUUUAUAGCUUUGGUGUUUUGACAUUAGAAGUUGUAAUCGGAAAGCAUCCAGGGGAACUCAUAUCAUACCUCCAUACAUCAACUAAUAGUUGCAUCUACUUAGAAGAUGUGUUAGAUGCACGCCUGCCGCCUCCUUCAGAACAGCAGCUUUCUGAUAAACUAUCUUGUAUGAUAACUAUUGCACUGUCAUGUAUACGAGCUAUUCCUCAAUCUCGACCUUCAAUGAGAGAUGUGUGUCAGCUCCUUGAAAUGGAGGCCAGUCCUUUGUAAUUAGUAAAUACUACUGAAAGCUUCUAAUCCUGUACAGCAUUUCAGUAAUGAACUCAACAAUUUUCUGCCCUUUUUUCAUUU
Molecule: messenger RNA, 3071 nt
Organism: Ricinus communis (castor bean)
Lineage: Eukaryota; Viridiplantae; Streptophyta; Magnoliopsida; Malpighiales; Euphorbiaceae
Product: MDIS1-interacting receptor like kinase 2
Exons: 2
Coding region: 141-2990 (949 amino acids)
Biological process (GO): protein phosphorylation
Molecular function (GO): ATP binding; protein binding; protein kinase activity
Source: RefSeq, a predicted model, not a curated record